Molecule: messenger RNA, 2617 nt
Organism: Megalobrama amblycephala (Wuchang bream)
Lineage: Eukaryota; Metazoa; Chordata; Actinopteri; Cypriniformes; Xenocyprididae
Product: transient receptor potential cation channel subfamily M member-like 2
Exons: 3
Coding region: 113-628 (171 amino acids)
Biological process (GO): calcium ion transmembrane transport
Molecular function (GO): ligand-gated calcium channel activity; calcium-activated cation channel activity
Source: RefSeq, a predicted model, not a curated record
AUAAAUUAGCAGUGCAUCACCCAGUGAUGUAAAAAUUAGUAACAUGAUGUAAAAUUAGUAAUAGUGAAUUAUUAACCGUUUCCAUUUUUACAAGCUGUGUUUAACAUUCUAAAUGUACUGCAUAGUCGGAAUGACCAAGUUCUUUCUUUCUCGCAGGAAGGAGGAAAACACAGAAAGGGAGAAAUCACCGAUCUCACCUCCACCCUCAGCAACAGACAAUGGAGAGACUGUCUUCUUUAGUGACAUCAAACACAACAGUGAAGCCGAGCAAGAUGUCUCAAAUAUCAGACAACCAACUAAAGGUACUCCUGUAGACACUGAAAUUUGUAAACUUAAGGAGCCCUUUCUGUUGUCCCGCUGGAAGCAGUUCUGGUACGCUCCUGUCACUACAUUUAUCAGCAACGUUCUGAUGUACUUCCUCUUCCUGUUUCUGUACGCCUAUGUGCUAUUGGUUGACUUCAAACCGCCUCCUCCUGAUGGCCCUGCCCCUUCCGAGUGUGUGCUGUAUUUCUGGGUUUUCACUAUGCUGUGUGAGGAGAUUCGAGAGGUAGGUGCUGACACGGGUUCUUCACUUGUAAACAAUCAGCUUAAAAGUGAUCAGUGUUGGGGGGUAACGCAUUACAUCUAACAUCAGAAUAUAACGUAAACCUGAAAAUUAAAUUAAAAAUUAAAUGUUUCUUUAAAAUAUACUUUAUGUAUUUAAUCUCUCUUUAUUAACCAAUGUCUUUGUUACUGACCUUCAAUGAUCAAAUUCAACCAUUCGAAUCAGCAAAAAAGACUUAAACAUCACAUGUGUUUUGCACAUUUGUGCUUGUUUUUUGCAAUCCAAUUCUUCUGCAAUCCAGAAUGGUAGCACAGCUGAAACUGUGCCCUUUACUGUACAGGCGUGAAUUUGCAUUUCCUUCAACCAGAGACUUAUUAGGGGCACAGAAGGGACUGUAGCCUGUAAGCCUGUAGGUCUCUAGAAAGGAGGAUUGGUAAGUUUAUAUUUACGUUCCACACAGUUGGGUGAUCAAUCCGGUAGCAGAGACGUCUUCCACUGAGGAUGCAGGCUGCGUGCAGUGGGAGGGAGCGUAGUUGCGAUCCAGUAGUCGUGCCACUCUGGGCUGGAGUAUGCUGAACUUCGAUUGCGCCAAGAGGGUCCUUUAGGAUGGACUGGGUAGCUGGGUCAGAUGAAUCUUCACAGGUUCCUUUGCAGGCUGGCUGUGUCGCUGAGGAGCCGUGUGGUACAGGCAAUGUCUGCCGAUGCAGAGGUCCUUUGUGGACUUGGCUGUGCUGCUGUAGGAGCCUUAAGGGUCAGAUGAAGUCCCUCAAUGCUGGGGCCCUUUUUGCAGCUAGAGUGCAGCUGGAAGCGAUUUAAAAGGUUAUGUUCACGAAAGCUUCACCUUAACCGUCUUGUAGUCUCUUUCCCCGUCAGGUCAGAAACUCAGGACGUGGAGUGUCUGUUAAUAUCUCCUUCCCCGUUGAGCUGGAAACGCAGAACAAGGGUGUGUCUACCCGGGGGACAUAUUUAUCCAUUUCUGAUGAUGAGGAGAUUGAAAUGUGGUGCCUUGCCAAUCCUGGAGUGUGAUUGGUUACUGUUAUCUGAAGCAGCCCCGGUGUUGCCCACCCUAGUGUGGAACUCAUUUGCAUAGCAUAAAGUACAGUGUUAAAAUAGUGUCUUUAACAUUUUACCCAUGAAUUAUUUCUUUACCAAACCUCUUUCAAAUUAUUAAAGGCAUCGUAGGGAACAGAUAGACACCAAACACACUAUGAAAUAGUUAAAUCAUCGUCCAUGCAUUUGUUUAUCUGUGAACAGGUCUGUCCCAUGACCUGUUGUUUUAACAGUCAGUAACCAUUAGCAUAAACAGUUUAGAUCAAAUUAAGGCCUCCAAACAUAGGUAUGAAUGGAUUUAGAUAGAUCUCUGUGGCCUCUCUUUAUUUCAGUCAUUGCUGCUCCAUGCAGGGGUCCUGAAGGAAUUGUUAUGGCAGUCCUUGCCUAAACCUUAGGAAUGAGUUUGGUGGUUAGAGUCAACGUGUCGUCCAAUGAGAAGUCCUCUAUUGGUUUUGGUGGGUGCAGAAGGUCCCCCUUCCUGUUCUGGAAGAGGUGUCUGGUAGUUGUCCGAACAUCUUAUCUGAUGUUGCUGAACAUUUUGUUUAUGAUCAGUCACCAAAGAUCCAACCACAGUGUGGCACAUCUUCUUACACACCAGGAGUUAGAGAGGGGCCCUGUAGUAAACUGGUCCCCAGAAUGCCAUCUUGACUGUUGUUCACAACAAGCCCCUAUUGUAAUUGUUAGUUUUAUUAUUAUUAUUUUUCCAGAAUGGGAGUCUAUGGUAGCCCUAUCAAUGGAACAUGAGAAAAUUAUGAAAUUUGGCACAGUUGUAGAGAUGGUCAUGAAUAGUGAUUGAACCAAUUUUGGAGUCUCUAGGACCAACUCUAAAGCACCACCACCAGUUCAAAUAUUCACUUUUCUAAAGGUUAUAACUGUUGAACCCUUUGUUAAAUUCAGUUCACCCAAUUCCUCUCUUCAUGCUCAUGCCAUUCAACAUUAAAACUGCCCAUUACAGUAGUGGAAUUAUCUUAUGAAUUACAGUAUGAAUUAUCUUAUAUAGGAUGUUCCGUUGAGUAAACCUUC